AUGGUGUAUCUAGGAAAACAGAAGACGGACUUGCCUCGCCUACAGAUUUUACAUUACAAAAUCCACCAACAAUCGACCACUGUUGAUAUACAGUCAUAUAACGUGGCAGAGCCGGAAGCAUGGAGGAGUAUAGGAAGAGAGCCAUUAUCUGGAGACACUUGUUACUUUCUGCGAUUCUUAUCUAUGACAAGAAAAUGACAUUCGAUUGAAUGGCGAUUGUUAUCAAAAUGCUAUUACUGUUCGUAGACAUUCAGUUGGUGCCAACGGUCGCGAUGGGUUGCUCCUGCUCGAGGCCAUUAAGCGAUAGUCAGAGCGUUCAGCAAAAUGCCCUGCAGAUGAUAAACGAUCAGCAGUUGCCGAAGUCGUCACGUCGCCGACGCCAGGAGGAGAAACGACGACAGCGACAACGCCAUAGGCUACAGAAAGGUAAUGGUAGAAUUCAAAGGCAUGGCAAACAACAGCAACAUCCAAGCCAAUCGGGAAGCCAGAGAAGGUCAAGUUCCAAUUGGCGUCACAAUUCCCAAGUUGCCAUGCGUCUAUUGGGUGGCAGCAAUGGAAGCAGUGCCACCGAAUGCGGCAGUGCUCUAUAUGCCCGCACUGUGGAGAAGCAACGCGAGGAUCAUCAUCGAAUUAUCGAGAAGAAGACCCUCUAUCAGUUGGAUAGGCAACUGGAGACAUUUCUGCUUAACCAAGUGUUACUGGGCAUGCAGUUCUUUAGCCAUUUUGAGUCAGAAAUGUCAACCAUGGAUCAACAAUUGCAGGCCAAGCGAAGGGCCAGUGCCCAAUUGCUGAGUGAGCACAGUUUGCUUCAUGCCAGUGUCAUCGAUGUGGCAGUGCAGGUAAAAUUUGGUGGCCAGCCGCUACAGAAACCCCUGACAUAUGUGGUAUUCGAGAAUGUGGAUAUAGCGAGAACGGAUGAUGCCAAUUAUGAUUCGAUUGCGGCCUUGUGCAAAGUUCUGUUGGACACAGACUACUACAAGAGUACACCAGCACGCUGGGACUAUGUACAACUGAUGGAGCGCGCCCGUUGGAUGGGCUAUGUGCGUUUAAAGCUGCGCGAGCAACAGCAGCAAUCGAUAUUAAGUCCAACGAGAUCUUUGAACAGCUUUAACGAAGAUAUAGAUGGCGGCAUCUAUACGGAUGGCAGUUCCAGUUCUGGUUAUAGUACGGCUGACAGUUGGAAGGAUUAUGAUCAUGUAUAUAUGUCGCGUUUGAAUAAUCCACGACCCUUGAAAGAGUUGCGGAUGACACAAGUUCCACUUAGGAGGAAUGUCUUACCGGAUGAAUGUAUUUCUCAGUUGGCCAAAUGUCUGCCACCCUGGCUAAUGGAUGAUGACGACGACGAUGACGACAAUGAUGAUGAUGAUGAUGACGACGAGGAGGAUGAUUCUGAGAAUGAAGAGUGUGAGGUAAGGGAUAAAGAAACCACUGCAGAAAAGCAACAAGGAACUGUCUCUGAUUCUCCCUCUGGCUACGAGACCGUAGAGGUAUUGCGUCAAUGCCGGCUGGAGCAACAGCACCGGCGUACACUGCUUCAGCAAAGCUACUUGAGCUCCACACAGUUCAUGAACUACUUUGGAGAGCUUUUCCGCCAGCAUUUGGCUAAAGAUUUGCAUAUACCGGCGGCCCAUUUGGCCUCUGGGAGCUAUCGCGGCUGCACGUUAAUGCUGGACCAAGAGAUGAUGGUGCCCGCAAUCCAUGUGCCACAUGGUUGGCCAGAUUGCGCCUUCGAGUUCAAUCGUCGAACGCGACCAGUGCUUACCAAUUUGCAUACAGGAGAGAAAUUCCAAUGGCCCACCGAGCAGAUGCGUCAGCGGAUUAAAUCCUUUGGCUUUCAUGUGAUUCCUGAGGGUCAUUCGCCCAAGCAUAGAAGGAAUCCGUUUCGAGAAUUGGAAUGGCGCAUUGUUUUCCCCCAGGCGGAAAUUUAUCUGGAGAGACAGUUGAAUCAAAUGCAGCUCAAGGUAUUUCUUCUGAUGAAACUUCUAGUACGGACAUUUGUCGGCGAGCAGUAUACGGCCAUGGGAUCCUUGAUGGAACAACUGCGGGCCCAUCUGUUCUGGCAUUGCGAAAGUAAUACCAACGAGUGGCCCGAAGAGUUCUUGGGAGAACAGUUGGUGCGAUUUGUGCGCACCUUUGCCGACUGUCUGGCACGCAAGGAACUACGCGACUAUUUCAUCAAGGAGCGCAAUCUCCUCGAGCAUGUGCCAGAGGAUGCAUUAAUGCAGCUUCACACCAUAAUGGCGGGCAUAGCCGAGCAUCCGUUGCUGCAUAUGGUCGAGGCCUUGAAGCAUUUGCAGCAUCAUAAGAAUUUCUAUCCGCCAUUGGACUACAACCGUUUGCUGGAGAACAUCUUUACCGAAGACUAUAUUCAACUGCGAGAAUGGAGUAAAUUCAAGAGGCAAACUCCAGCAAACAGCACCUCGGCUGCUCCCUGGCAGGAGGAGCAGCUAGUAACUCCGGAGAAAAAAGACAAUAAGCGGAGCAAGGAAGUCAUCACAGAUGCCCAGGGCUGGUUGGGCCUGGCCGAGCAUCAGGAGCGCUCACGUGGUAAGCUGCGACGCAAGACCCAACGCAUGCAAGCGGCGCAGCAAAUGAAACUCCUUGAGCAUCGGCAGAAGCAAUUGCAGCGGGAGAUAUCCGUCACCAGUUCGGUGGACAACCUGGAUUUGCAAUUGCUAAUCGCCACCCGACGAUCCAACUCGAAUAAUAGCAAUGGCAUUGAACAGCAAACGCAACCCCAGUUCAACAAUGGCCUGGAAAUAUUGCGUCGCACUAAUCUCCUCGAGCUGCUGCUCGAUCAUCUGUUGAGUAUGCUCCGCAAGGCCAUAGCGUUUCGCAAUUGCCAUCACUCUCAUCUCUAUCUGGAGCAGGGUCAACGUCUGUGUCGGCUCUAUCAACAAUUGGGUUGCUCUCAGCAUGCCCAGCAUUUUGUCGAGCAGUUGUGCGAAGAGGCCAACAAUUUGGAAAAGAUGGAGACGUCUCCAAUGCCAUCAUCGUCGUCGUCAUCGUUCUCCUCGCUGUUCCUGACACCACCAACUUUACCCAGCCGCAGUGUCAGUCCCCAGCAUCCACGUAAAUCUAUAAAAUUCGAUGAUCAUGUGGUUCUAAUUCAUUCACCGCCUCAACACAAUCAGAAAACAGAGGGCGGAAGCGAGGACGAGGACGAGAACAAGGAAGAAAAGAAUGAAACUAUCCCAUCAGAAGCAGAAGCAGAACCAACACAGACAAACACGGAAAGUGUUUUGUCUUUGGGAAAUCUUCUACAGCGUCUCAAUAUUCAACCCGAUAAAGUUCAAACUUUAACACAGAAAACGGAUCAGCUAAUGCAGACCUUAGCGCCAGAAUCCAAGCGUGAGGAAUUACGUCAUAUGGUUAAACGUAAUGCACAAAAGCUUAAAGAAGCCCUCAACUAAAUGCGCAAAUCCAUAAAUGCAUUAAGAUAAGACCCGUAUAGAUAUAGCCAGCCAUAUAUAAAUACUGUACAUACAUACAUACAUACAUACAAA
This is a messenger RNA of Drosophila willistoni, 3506 nucleotides long. RefSeq lists its product as uncharacterized. The transcript has 2 exons. Lineage: Eukaryota; Metazoa; Arthropoda; Insecta; Diptera; Drosophilidae. Bases 210 to 3413 code for a protein of 1067 amino acids. The record is from RefSeq and is a predicted model, not a curated record.